CCUCAGUUUCUAGCGUGGAAUGUGCCCGCUCAAGACCCCCCGAGUCGACUACAAAGCUAUUAUUCCCUAAUUCACGACUUACUCAGAAGAGCACGAGAAGCUGGCUGGCAGCUUUGUGACGUAGCUAUUGCCCGGACUUAUACUUUAGCAAUCAACAUCCUAACUACUCUAAAGACCACUAGUGGUUUUGUUACACAAUUAAAUCCUAUGAAGAACAACAUUGCCCAGUUGAUAAUUGGUUUAAUAUGUCUUCCCGUCCUCGUGCACAUACUAGUGCGCAAAUUCCAGGUUGUAUGUCAAGACAAGAUUAUAGCUACAGAAUGUACAAAAACAGUCCAAGUUUUUAUAGAAAAAGAAGAAAAGCAAGAAAUUAGAAAUCUCCUCAAACUUAGCAACGACCUUGAUGUAACAACAGGACUACCUGAAGUAACCGAGGAAACACUGGAUAGCACAGUAAAUAAUGAUUGUUCAGAAGAGUCGGGGUUCCCAAUAAACCAUUCCAGUUCUUCUGAUGACAUCUAUCAAGAAGCUCAAACCAUACAGUCCGACGAGCAAGUUUGUACACCACACCAAAUUCAAACCAUACAGUCCGACGAGCAAGUUUGUACACCGCACCAAAUUCAAACCACACAGUCCGACGAGCAAGUUUGUACACCGCACCAAAUUCAAACCAUACAGUCCGACGAGCAAGUUUGUACACCACACCAAAUUCAAACCAUACAGUCCGACGAGCAAGUUUGUACACCACACCAAAUUCAAACCAUACAGUCUGACGAGCAAGUUUGUACACCAGACCAAAUUCGUGACGUUUGAGCAC
Molecule: messenger RNA, 817 nt
Organism: Limulus polyphemus (Atlantic horseshoe crab)
Lineage: Eukaryota; Metazoa; Arthropoda; Merostomata; Xiphosura; Limulidae
Exons: 4
Coding region: 208-813 (201 amino acids)
Source: RefSeq, a predicted model, not a curated record